AUGGACGCCAUGGACCGACUCGCGUGCCAUGUCAUCUAUGUUAAUCGCGAAGUCGGUGAGGAUCGCCUCAUUCAGGCCGCCCCCGGCGAGUCCUCGUCGCAAUUCUCCCCCGAUCGGAAACACGAUGGCCUGCGAGAAACGGUCCAGCCUCUUCUCGACGCCUUUGGCGACGUUCACGUUUGCGCCACCGCCAACUCGUGCUUGUCCAAGUUGUUCGAGCUUCAAGACGAUUCAAUGAUGGACAUGACUCCGACACUGGUCCUGCUGGAUACCCCCCAUGACCAGCAGUUGCAAGAGCCCCGGACGCUGUCCCACUCUUCUACCAACGGACCCGACUCAUCCUCUUUGACCGGAACCGCCGAGAUCCACAGGCCCGACGAGGAGCUAUAUGGCCUGACCUUGCUGCAGAAAAUCAUCACGGAAGCCCACCUUCGGAGCAUGUCAAAACUUAUUGUUCCAAUCCCCCUCAUCAGCUACCCCAACUCCGUCGCCUCCGCCCCUGGCGAACAGAUGACGGAUGGCGCGGUGGAGACCGUUGCCGCUGAUGCUGGCAGCCUCGCUUUCCAUCGCCAGCUGAUAAGGAGAUGUCUGGACUUGGGAGCUGUCGAUGUCAUCGUCAGUCCGCUGAGUGCCAAGUGCGUCACCUCGCUCGAGAUUUGUGCCUACAAGGCACACCGAGACGCUGCGCGCGAGCAGCAGGCGCAGAUGGAGAUUGCCAAGGGCCGAAAGCGCUCGUGGGUCGGCGUCAAUGAGCAGAAGCCUUUCGCUUACCUGCGCGAGGCCAUGGUCUCGGGGCUCAUGAAUGGCAUUUGUCGCAUGGACGAAGAGAGCCAGCAGAUUGCUGGAGCUCAUAUCGCCGUUUCGGCGGAGCGCCAGGCUGAUAUCGCCGUGGCCGUUGGCGAGUGGCACUUUUGCGCGCACUCCUUCUCCGACGAUGAGCUGCUGGUCGCCGCCUUGGUCAUGUUCAAGCACGCUUUGACGGUGCCGGACCUCGAGCGCUGGCAAAUUCCCACCGAUCAACUAAUCAGCUUCUUGGUGGCCUGUCGUGCUGCGUAUAACAGUUUCGUCCCCUAUCACAACUUCCGCCAUGUUGUGGACGUACUACAGGCAACUUUUAACUUUCUCGUCCACGUUGGCGCUCUGCCAGCAUAUUCUGCGGCUCAAAAGUCGAGACAACCGGCCGACCGGUCACCUUUAGCGGCGCUGCUCAGCCCGUUUGAGGCACUGACUCUCCUAAUCACGGCCAUAGGCCAUGAUGUCGGCCACCCAGGCGUCAACAACGGCUUCCUCUCGACGCUCAACGCCCCCUUGGCACAGCUCUACAAUGAUCGAUCCGUGUUGGAGUCGUUUCACUGCGCCGCCUAUUCUCAGAUCCUCCGCCGAUACUGGCCCGCGGCCUUUGAAGAUCGGAAAAUGCGCGACUUGAUGAUCAGCUCGAUUCUCGCGACAGACAUGGGCCUUCAUUUCGACUACAUGAAGAAGCUGGGUGAUGUGCAGGAAAAGCUCCACCACAACAACAGUUCGGAGGGCUGGAACGGCCGCCAGCAGGAGGAGUAUAAGGCACUGGCUUGCUCGCUCUUGAUAAAGUGCGCCGACAUCAGCAACGUGGCGAGAAAACACAGCACUGCUCUUCAGUGGAUGCACAUCUUGGCAGAGGAGUUUUCUCGACAGGCUUCUAUGGAGGAUGAGCUGCAGAUCAAGACGUCACUCAUGGCGACUCCGAAGAAGGAUCUGAUAUCCCUGGCAACCGCACAGCUUGGCUUCAUGAAUAUGUUUGCGAUCCCCUUAUUCCAAGGCGUGGCCGACAUCAUGCCAGCGAUGCGGUACACAGUGGAAGAGCUCGAGGCGAAUAAGGUUCUUUUCGAGCAGAAGGUGCAGGACGCAAAGGCCAGCCAGCCGAGGACCGAUGCAGAGAGGAUACGGGCGGACCGCGAGGGCACCUUCUCUCCACGGACCAGGAGCUACGUGGCGGACACCGAGAACGGCGACAAGACUCAGGGUCCUCAGGCCGGCACCCCGCGCGUCAUGACAGAUGGCGUGUCAGAGAGCAACAUGACGCCCACGGCGAUGAACGACGUCGAACGCCACGGCGAGCAACCAUUGCCGACGGCGUCGGCGCUACGCAACGCUGACGAGCGAACGGAUCUCAAUGGCUUGCCCUCGUUUGAUACCGCGGGCAGCGAUCCGUUCAACAACCGGAACCGGGGCGAUAGCGGGGCAGACAGCAAAACAUCGGUACCUUCAGCGCGGCAACGAUGCAGCGAGGCGACCGAGGGGAGCGCAGCAGGGGCAUUCGCGGGCGACUGGCAGUCGCAGGCCACGAGCGCAGCGACAGGCAAGGCGGCUCUGUCGCCGAGCACGCAAGGCACAAGCAUUGUCAGCAACGAAUCGAUGGAGAGGACCCUCAGCGCUCCGGGUCUGAGCACUUCGCGUCCAGGCACGAGUAAUCACAGCUCUCCAGCGACGUCUUCUCAGCGACAGAACGGACGGAGCGAGGAGGAGCCGCUCGCUGUCGGCAGCAUAGGCAAGGCCGAGGGCAAAUCGCUGAAGAAGAGGCCGAGCCGAUUUAGGAUGAAGGACUUUCCCUUCUUCCGGCGCAACAAGGGCUCGAGUCCCUCGUUGGCGGGCACGGACACGUCAAACUGA
This is a messenger RNA of Purpureocillium lilacinum, 2646 nucleotides long. RefSeq names its product 3',5'-cyclic-nucleotide phosphodiesterase. Gene Ontology annotation, molecular function: 3',5'-cyclic-GMP phosphodiesterase activity; 3',5'-cyclic-AMP phosphodiesterase activity. Gene Ontology annotation, biological process: cGMP catabolic process. The record is from RefSeq and is a predicted model, not a curated record. NCBI's taxonomy places the organism in Eukaryota, Fungi, Ascomycota, Sordariomycetes, Hypocreales, Ophiocordycipitaceae.